AAAGACAGGGAAAGCAUGGGCCACCGGUACAUUGAGGUGCUCAAGUCCCACAGAACCGAAACGGAUUGGGUGUUGAAGCAGGGUCCCAACAGUGCCGACAGCGCCAACGACGGCUUCGUGCGGCUUCGAGGACUCCCAUUUGGAUGCACAAAGGAAGAAAUUGUUCACUUUUUCCCAGGGUUGGAAAUCGUGUCAAACGGGAUCACAUUGCCUGUGGACCCCGAGGGCAAGAUUACAGGGGAAGCAUUUGUGCAGUUUGCCUCCCAGGAGUUCGCUGAGAAAGCUCUAGGGAAGCACAAGGAGAGGAUGGGGCACAGGUACAUCGAGGUGUUUAACAGCAGCCAGGAGGAAGUUAGGUCAUACUCAGACCCCCCUCUGAAGUUCGUGUUGCUGCAGUGGCCGGGACCCUAUGGCCGGCCCGGGACCACCAGGAGGUAUACUGGCAUUGUGAAGCAGGCAGGCCUGGAGAGGAUGCGGCCCGGUGCCGACGGCGCAGGCUCUGGGGGCUAUGAGGAGUACAGUGGCCUCAGCGAUGGUUAUGGCUUCACCACCGACCUGUUCGGGAGAGACCUCGGUUACUGUCUCUCCGGAAUGUAUGACCACAGAUACGGCGACAGUGAGUUCACAAUGCAGAGCACCACAGGCCACUGUGUCCACGUGAGGGGUCUGCUGUACAAAGUGACCGAGAACGACAUUUACAACUUCCUCUCUCUUCUCAAUCCUGUGAGAGUCCAUACUGAGAUCGGUCCCGAUGGUAGAGCGACGGGUGAAGCAGAUGUUGACUUUGCUACUCAUGAAGAAGCUGUUGCAGCCAUGUCCAAAGACAGGGCCAACAUGCAACACAGAUACAUAGAACUCUUCUUGAAUUCGACAACAGGAGCCAGCAAUGGGGCAUAUAGCAGCCAGGUGAUGCAAGGCAUGGGGGUGUCUGCGGCCCAGGCCACUUUCAGUAGCCUGGAGAGCCAGUCAGUGAGCGGCUGUUAUGGGGCCGGCUACAGUGGGCAGAAGAGCAUGGGUGAAUAUGACUAG
This is a messenger RNA of Saimiri boliviensis boliviensis (Bolivian squirrel monkey), 1029 nucleotides long. RefSeq names its product heterogeneous nuclear ribonucleoprotein F-like. NCBI's taxonomy places the organism in Eukaryota, Metazoa, Chordata, Mammalia, Primates, Cebidae. Gene Ontology annotation, molecular function: RNA binding. The record is from RefSeq and is a predicted model, not a curated record.